Molecule: messenger RNA, 404 nt
Organism: Leptonychotes weddellii (Weddell seal)
Lineage: Eukaryota; Metazoa; Chordata; Mammalia; Carnivora; Phocidae
Source: RefSeq, a predicted model, not a curated record
GCGGGCUCAGCCGCCUGCGACCCCCGGGCGCACUUGGGAGGGGCACCACCCAAAUGCGGCGAGGGGACGGGGAACCGCCGGGAAAGGGUGAUGCCGGGACAGCCGGGCCCGCGGCGCUGAGCGCGGCCGUGGCGGCUGCCGCGGUGGCACUGGUCGCCGCCCUGCUCCUGCUGCGCUGUGAGGACGCGGGGUCGGGGGUUGGCUCCAGCAUGGCCGAGACUGAGGCGCUGCCGAAGCUUCGGGAAGACUUCAGGAUGCAGAAUAAAUCUGUCUUUAUUCUGGGCGCCAGCGGGGAAACCGGCAGAGUGCUCUUAAAAGAAAUCUUGGAACAGAGCCUGUUUUCCAAAGUCACGCUCAUUGGCCGGAGAAAGCUCACUUUCGAUGAGGAUGCUUAUAAAAAUGUG